GCCUUCAUUAUCAUCCCUACAUUGCAUUUUCAAUUUCAUUGAUUUCUUCAUCUUUCGUUUCUUUUUCUUCUGAAGCACUGUUGAUUCGCCGCGUUGACUGAUUGUUCUUCAUUUUCUUCCCUCAAAUUGUAUGGAUUGAGUGUUCGUUUAGGUUUUGUUGAUUCACAUUUCUUGAAGGAAUCGUUCUCCGUUUGAUCGUCUAAGUUCUUCCACGGCGUUUCCAUAUCGAAGGGUUGGGUCUAGGGUUAGGGCGAUGCGGAUGGAAGCGUCCGGUGCAAAUUCGGACGCUCAAAGAGGUAUUUCAUCAACGAGUAAUAAUAUUGGUAGUAAUUCUAGAAGGCAUGGAGUACAAUUGUCGGCUGCCAAUUUAUUUCGUUCUCCGUUGUCGACGUUGUUGGAAUAUUCUGGAAUUUUAAGGACAAGAUCAAGUCAUACAGAAUCGGAUAGUUUGAUAAAUAGUCAAUUUCAGCCUCGUGUGGAUGAUGCUGGGACAUCUCCAGCUUCUCCGGGUGGCUCUGGGGAAGUUUCGAUUAGGAUUAUUGGUGCUGGUGAGCAGGAACAUGAUAGAGUUGGGAAUGUAGUGCCAUCACCAGCUGUUGGUGGAACACUGAGGGAAGGGGAUGGGGAAAAUGAGGUUUUUGGGAGGACGGUUUCGAGGUCGGGGUCUGCAGCUUCAGUUGGAGCAUUGGAGAGUCAAUCGAGUGAUAGAGGGGCGGGAGAUGGAGUUACUCAACAGAUGAAUGGAAACACGGAGACAGGGACUACGGAUGGUGCUGGUGUUAAUAAUAGGGAGUCUUCUUACCAAAGAUAUGAUAUACAGCAAGCUGCCAGGUGGAUUGAGCAAAUUAUUCCAUUCUCUUUGCUUUUGUUGAUUGUUUUCAUUCGGCAACAUUUGCAAGGUUUUUUUGUUACAAUUUUGAUUGCUGCUGUCAUGUUCAAGUCAAAUGAUAUUGUAAAGAAGCAGACUGCACUUAAGGGUGAGAGGAAAAUCUCUAUUCUGAUCGGCAUAUGUAUUCUGUUCAGCAGUUAUUUAUUUGGGUUUUACUGGUGGUACCGAAAUGAUGAUCUUUUGUCUCCAUUGUUGAUGCUUCCACCAAAGGCCAUACCUCCUUUUUGGCAUGCCAUCUUCAUGAUCAUGGUGAACGAUACUUUGGUCCGUCAGGCGGCAAUGGUCUGCAAAUGUUUUCUUCUGAUGUAUUACAAGAAUAGCAGGGGCCGGAACUACCGUAGGCAGGGUCAAUUGUUAACUUUGGUUGAGUAUCUUUUACUGCUGUAUCGUGCUUUGCUCCCAGCUCCAGUUUGGUAUCGUUUCUUUUUGAACAAGGAGUAUGGAAGCCUCUUUUCAUCAUUAAUGACCGGGCUGUAUUUAACUUUCAAGCUCACUUCUGUUGUCGAGAAGGUCCAAUCCUUCUUCACAGCUUUAAAGGCGUUGUCACGUAAGGAGAUUCAUUAUGGAGUAUAUGCGACUUCUGAACAGGUCAAUGCUGCUGGGGAUCUCUGUGCUAUUUGCCAGGAGAAAAUGCAUACACCAAUCUUACUACGUUGUAAACAUAUAUUCUGUGAAGACUGUGUGUCUGAAUGGUUUGAGAGGGAAAGGACGUGCCCUCUGUGCAGGUCUUUAGUAAAACCUGCCGAUCUAAAAUCAUUUGGUGACGGAUCAACUAGUCUCUUUUUCCAGUUAUUCUGAAGAAAUUGUUGUCGACGAGAGGGAGUUUCUUCAAAAGCUGCCAAUUUCACUAAGAACAGCUAUAGCUGAACGCCCAUCCACGGAAAAGCAUAUUGACACACUUAUUUCAGAAUCCUGAUCUGUUUGCUCCCGAAAGUACUAAUUGGCUCAACGCAGUCUCUUGAGGCCAUUGUUUAUACACAGUUCCACACAAGGAGCAGGCUAUUGUUCAUAUGUUUGUAUCCGUCCAUUAAUCAACAGAACUUUCAAGUGUACAAUGUAUGAAAUAGUGUUGUAGUUAGAUAUAUCUUUUUUUAUCCCCAUGGCCAGUUAGGUUUCAUCCCCUAAACAAACCUAUACAGAAAAAUGAUUAUUUCUACCAGUGGUGUUUGUAUGUAAAAUCAAGCUGGCAUCUUUUGGGAAAAGCAUAGUCUUGGUUGCCUCGAAGAUUUUGCGACCAUCAUUUAAGUUGUAUCCGCAAUGCAUAAACAUUUGUAAGUUCACCUAUUUUAAUUUGAGACAUGCCACGUUUUGAGUUUCA
Messenger RNA from Solanum tuberosum (potato), 2207 nucleotides. Its product is annotated as RING finger and transmembrane domain-containing protein 2. The transcript is spliced from 9 exons. The record is from RefSeq and is a predicted model, not a curated record. Bases 254 to 1687 code for a protein of 477 amino acids. Gene Ontology annotation, molecular function: ubiquitin protein ligase activity. Gene Ontology annotation, biological process: positive regulation of ERAD pathway. NCBI's taxonomy places the organism in Eukaryota, Viridiplantae, Streptophyta, Magnoliopsida, Solanales, Solanaceae.